GUAGGGUACUCAAGGGAGGCAAGAACGAUAGGGCCAAGUACUUUGGCAAAAGAAAGUUGCUAUCACUAAGCCCUCAUGCAGAGGUUGUUAUUAUGAGAGAUUUUAAGCAUACUCAUCUUUCGCAAAGGACUAUGAGCAGUAAGAAAUGCAGCACUUCCACUAAGAAGCAUUCUUUUUCAUCUGAGCACAGUCACAAGAAGAUCCCUUUAUUAUUCGAAAGAACUAAUAGAUCCGUGAUUCCUAACCUAUGUAAGAAAUCAACAAAACAGAUAUUAAUGAAGUUCCUUAAUAGAAAGAGGAACAAUGUAGACAUUUCUACCUUAAUCAGGUCCUUUAACAAGGUGAGGUCGUUCUCUCCGCCUACUAAGAAAACUCAUGCUCCAAAGCUACGACUAUUCUCUGAGCCGAAGAAGAAGUUAUUCACAAGAAGAGAAAGGCAAGAUCAACAGAAUAUGAAUGAACCUGCAGCUGAUUUCGAAGAAAGCUCUCUUCAUGUCUUCGAAGAGAUGAGGCACAGGAAUAAACAGUUUGAUGACCUUAUCCCAAAGGUGAAGAUGGCUAAGCUCAGGUUCUUCCAUUGAGACUCUCGUGCUGCUCUUUGCCAUACAUUGAGAAAGCUCCGCUCAGGAAAGCGGCCAGACCUUUUUGAUCAGUAAUUCAUAUGAAAAAUUCAACUUUAUGAGAUAUUGUAAAUAAGUGAUCCAGUGUUUCA
This is a messenger RNA of Moneuplotes crassus, 712 nucleotides long. NCBI's taxonomy places the organism in Eukaryota, Ciliophora, Spirotrichea, Euplotida, Euplotidae. The record is from the annotation of a GenBank genome assembly.